Messenger RNA from Acanthoscelides obtectus, 1113 nucleotides. Lineage: Eukaryota; Metazoa; Arthropoda; Insecta; Coleoptera; Chrysomelidae. The record is from the annotation of a GenBank genome assembly.
AUGAGGUUCCAUAACAGACAGAAAGAUUGUGACAAUUUGAUCCUACGGGUGGCAGAUUCCCCCAUAAUUACAAAUAGCUGCCAAACUAUAAAGUUCCUAGAUACCUUGGCUCAAGAACUGGAAUCAGAAAGGAAGUCUAGGCAGCAGCAAGCAGAGAGAGAAGUGAAGUCUCCUCUACAGGACAGGUCUGGAUAUUAUAAGAGUUCAGUGAUGUUCACUAGCAGUGCGACAUAAAGUAAUAGAGACUGGAAAUUGGACACUUAUCUGAAAAGUAUAAACGCGUACAGACAUAUGUAGGUAGCGUCUUUUGUAUGGAUGAACAUAACAUGUUUAUCAAAAUGUUAUGUUAAUAAGUCCAUAUUAUGUAAAAUAAUAUUAUUUUGUGAAUACCCGGAUGAUAGUUCGUAAGAACAAGAACAAGCUGGAAGAUUUGUCUUUUCCCGUAGAAAAUACACUUGAACUGCCUGGGGAAAAACUGGUCAAUCUGUCGUCUCCGGCUUUCGAUACGAGUAAUUCAUGGAUCGCCCAUUACAUAAAUACGAUAUUAAAUCACAACUUUUUAUAAAGGAUUGUAUUUCAUGCGAAUGUCAGAUUAUCAGCGGUGUAACGAUAACACUGUUUUUACUAUCCAAAAUAUAAUUCAUUACUCUGCACUGAUUUAUAAUCCCUGCAACUAAUUUAUGACAUUUUUAUAAUCAUGUCGAGUGGACUACGUUGACGCGUCGGUCGAUGCUCGUUUACUGUCUGGACUGGGACUACUGCUUUCGCCAUCUAGUCUGGUAUUUAUUCCCCUAUCGACGAGUCGAGGAACAUUCUAGCAUUUUCGCGAACCUUCAUAGAAGUGGUCUAGAUGGCAUCACAUGUAUCUCCAGACGCGUCGAUGAUUUGCAAUGGUGUAGCGAACGGACCAGAAACGCGACAACGCUCCAUAUAUGGUUGCGUAAUUCUGGUUGCCUUAGGCGUCGAUCGCACUUCUGGCCAUCUGUCGAGUUUUCUAGUUGAUGUACGAGGAUGAAUCUCGCUGGUACCCAGAGUUCCAGUAAUACGAGGGCGUUACAGAAUGUAUUGUGAUCCACCAGUACUUACCAUAGAACGUGAUAUUUGUAGAGCCAG